Aspergillus terreus NIH2624 is the source of this 1161-nucleotide messenger RNA. RefSeq names its product NUDIX hydrolase. Gene Ontology annotation, biological process: coenzyme A catabolic process. The record is from RefSeq and is a predicted model, not a curated record. The transcript is spliced from 5 exons. NCBI's taxonomy places the organism in Eukaryota, Fungi, Ascomycota, Eurotiomycetes, Eurotiales, Aspergillaceae. Bases 1 to 1161 code for a protein of 386 amino acids. Gene Ontology annotation, molecular function: coenzyme A diphosphatase activity; acetyl-CoA hydrolase activity.
AUGUACAUGAUCCGAAAUUCGAUACUACCUGACAUUCCUCAGCCGUGGCUGCACCUCCGCUUCUUAACCUCGGCAAUCCACUGCGACCACCAGCGUCUCCAACAACAGACCGAACCAUCCCAUCGUCUCCAAGCGGUAAAUAAGAACGAAGACCAUCGAUCUCUGGCCAUGCGGAGUCGAGGCCUCCUUCGGUUAAUCGUGAACAGUCGCAACUUCAGCUCUCACCGUCCGAAAAUGCCACGUCUGAACGCUACGUCGGAGAAAGCAAUUGAGCGCUUGAGAGCGUUCCAGCCUCCACCAACAAGCUACAACCUCGUCCCCUUAUCGCGACGCGCCGCAGUCCUGGUCCUGCUGUACGCUGAUUUAAAUGGAGAUCUCCGCGUCGUGCUCACUAUUCGCGCAAAGACUCUGAGUUCAUAUGCCGGCCAAGCAGCCUUACCAGGGGGCCGUGCCGACACCCUAGAAGAAACCCCCUUCCAGACAGCCCGCCGCGAGGCCCACGAGGAAAUCGGCCUCCCCGACAUCCACCACCAGCUGCCCGCGCCCUUCCACGUCGAGCACCUCUGCGAGCUGCCGGCGAGUCUCGCGCGGACAGAGCUCGUCGUGCGCCCCUGCGUGGCCCUGCUGCACUCCUACGACGAGAAGACGGGCCAGAACGCCGACCCGGAAGUCUCGCUGAUCCCGCGGCUGGACGCCCGCGAGGUCGCCGCCGUGUUUACAGCGCCGUUCCGGAAUUUCCUGCGCCUCCGCGAUGAAAGCGAUGACGGUAGCGGGAACCCGGGGGAUUGGUAUCAGGGGGCAUGGACGGAGUGGCACCAGUCGAAUUGGCGGAUGCAUCAGUUCUUUGUCCCGAUCCGCCCGCAGUCGGUAGUGAAGCCGCGCAGCUCGAGUCAGCGGCAGAAGGAGGCCGUCAGCGAGCUCGAGGAGAAGGAAAAGUCCGGCGAGGUCACGCGGUAUCGGGUGUUUGGGAUGACGGCGCGGAUGCUGGUGGAUGUUGCGCGCGUGGCGUACGCCGAGGAGCCGGAGUUUGAGCAUAAUAGCCACUUUGGCGAUGAGAAGCUCAUUGCGCAGCUGCGGAAGAUGGGACGGUUGAGUCCGAUCCGGAGGAAGGAUGAUAUGCUUACGCGGGAGGAUUUGUUGAGGGCGGCUAAGUUGAGUUAG